CAAAGAUGGCGGCGCAGGCGAGUAGUAGCAACACGAGCGGCUCCUCAGACUAUCAGAAGAGCAAGGCGGCAUGCACUCGUUCCUCUAAAGUAUGGGAAUUCUUUAAUUUAAAAGAAAUCAAUUCCGUGAUAUGUUGUCUUUGCAAAAUGGAGAUGGCCUUCCAUUCUAGCACCACGGCAAUGCACCAGCAUCUGAAGAGGCGCCACCCGGGAGCAGUUGCAGAUGACAGAGCACCACCUUUCCAGCAAUCAAAGCAGCUUCAACACCGACAGAGCGCCAGCGGCACGCCAAACCAGGCAGCAAAAAAGACGCAAAUACCCUCUCCGGCCUCUACAAGAGAAGAAGUGCUGGAACUGCAGAGAGACGUCCUACAGCUACAAAAGACAAAACUGCAAUUAGAGAUCGAAAAACUUAAAAAGGAGAAGGAAAAUCAAGACCUUUACAACAUCAUUCUUAAUAACAAACUUUUGCAGCUACAAAGUGAAGGGAAAAUAACAAUCAAAUCAACUGAUCGAAUAAAUACAUUUUGUGACAGAUCUGAACAGUUUUGUAUUUAUUUAUGUAAUUACAAGGACCGAUAUAUUAACAAAAUACCAAUAAUAAUAAUAGCAAAAUACAAUAUAGCUAAUACAUUCAUAUAUAAUAUUAAUACUAAAUAGCACUAGCCUAUACACUCACCUAAAGGAUUAUUAGGAACACCUGUUCAAUUUCUCAUUAAUGCAAUUAUCUAAUCAACCAAUCACAUGGCAGUUGCUUCAAUGCAUUUAGGGGUGUGGUCCUGGUCAAGACAAUCUCCUGAACUCCAAACUGAAUGUCAGAAUGGGAAAGAAAGGUGAU
Xyrauchen texanus (razorback sucker) is the source of this 837-nucleotide messenger RNA. RefSeq lists its product as uncharacterized. The transcript has 3 exons. Lineage: Eukaryota; Metazoa; Chordata; Actinopteri; Cypriniformes; Catostomidae. Gene Ontology annotation, molecular function: DNA binding. The coding region runs from base 6 to 659 and encodes 217 amino acids. The record is from RefSeq and is a predicted model, not a curated record.